GAAGUAACUUCUGUAGGUACACGUCUAAAUUCGGAAGCCAGUCAUAAUAUAAUUGUCUCGAUUGAGGAUUCGCUGGAAGUUCAAGGUGAAAAGGUAUUAAAGCAAGCAAAUGAGCAGUUGAAAGAUGGAGAGAAAUAUGACGCAAUUUUAUGCGUCGCUGGGGGGUUUGCAUUAGGGAAUGCCUCUUCUGAAGGUUUUAACGUUCAUUUUAGUGUGCAAACUUUAAUCAUGCAUGUAAAUAUUGAUAUAGACCUCUUUUUAUAG
Messenger RNA from Acaulospora colombiana, 264 nucleotides. NCBI's taxonomy places the organism in Eukaryota, Fungi, Glomeromycota, Glomeromycetes, Diversisporales, Acaulosporaceae. The record is from the annotation of a GenBank genome assembly.